Messenger RNA from Rhopilema esculentum, 2738 nucleotides. RefSeq names its product protein O-GlcNAcase. Gene Ontology annotation, biological process: glycoprotein metabolic process. NCBI's taxonomy places the organism in Eukaryota, Metazoa, Cnidaria, Scyphozoa, Rhizostomeae, Rhizostomatidae. The record is from RefSeq and is a predicted model, not a curated record. Gene Ontology annotation, molecular function: beta-N-acetylglucosaminidase activity.
AAGAAGAGGCUUUGGCCUGUUCAAAUUGCCAUUUUAUUUUGUUCCUGGACAUUUGUUGCAAACAUGACCCAAGAGAUUGAAAAUGAAUUUAUUGCUGGAGUUGUGGAAGGGUUUUAUGGACGACCUUGGACAAAGGAACAGAGAUUUGACCUUUUUAAAAGGCUAAAGGAGUAUGGAUUAAAUACUUACAUGUAUGCACCCAAAGAUGAUGCUAAACACAGAAAAUGCUGGAGAGAGCUUUACUUAGAACAAGAGCAGGAGAACUUGAAAAGUCUUAUCAUUGAAGCUGCAAAUAAAGGCAUCACAUUUGUAUAUGCUUUGUCACCUGGAUUGGAUAUGAUAUUUUCUUGUCCAAAAGAUGUAGAAUCUCUGAAGAAAAAAUUAAAACAGGUAUCUGAUCUUGGUUGCAAGGCCUUUGCAUUGCUGUUUGAUGACAUAGAGCCAGAACUCAGUCUUCCAGACAGGCAAGACUUUGACACAUUUGCAGAUGCCCAGGUGGCAAUAGCAAACCAGAUUUAUGACCACCUUGGAACCCCAAAUACAUUCCUGUUCUGUCCAACAGAAUAUUGUUGUACAAGAGCAAAACCUUCUGUUAAAAAGUCAGAGUAUCUGAAGAUCCUUGGAAAAAAGCUGAACAAAAAUAUUGACAUCCUUUGGACAGGGCCAAAGGUUGUGUCUCAUGUGAUCUCAGUGUCUUCAAUUGAGGAAGUAGCUGGGGUUCUGAAAAGGAAGCCUGUUAUCUGGGACAACAGCCAUUCAAAUGAUUAUGACCAGAGGAGGUUAUUCUUAGGCCCUUAUGAUGGAAGAGCAAAAGAACUUUACCAGCACGUGAAUGGCAUACUAAGUAACCCUAACUGCGAAUAUGAAUGUAAUUUUAUUGCAUUUCAUACUAUUAAAACCUGGGUCAGUUGUUGUAAGGCUUUUACUCUGGCUGGGAAGGAUAAUUCAAACAGCUCCGAAGAAGGAAAUGAAAACCUUUAUGAACAAGAAAGAAACGAAGAAAUUAUGAAAACAGGUGAUCAGGCGACGGCAAAGACUGGUGAAGAAGUGGAGGAUAUGGAUUGUACAAGUAUCACGAAGCAUGAAAGCGAUUCACUAAAAGAGGUUGGUUAUGAUAAUUCAGAUGACACGGUGGAGGCAUCAGAAUCUGUAAAUCAGUUGCUGGGUUAUAAUGUGAAAGAUGCACUAUCUAGGGCAGUGGCUGACUGGGUUCAGGAAUUUAAAAAGGCAAAAGAGCUAAAAAGUAAAAACAUGGUCUUAUCUACGUCUCCAUCAAAACUAGCAGUCACUGGUGACGUAAAUUCUUUAUCAGAUUCGGCUGAGAAGGAAAAAGAGCAAGACGCUGGACUAGGCCACCAAGCAACUGCCGUUUUUAGCAGACAAGAGGACGAGCUUUGUGACGUGGAGGAAGAAUGCUGUCCCCAUCACGUUUCAGGGAAGCGAAUUAAACUUAAUGUAAAAGAGGAGAAGAAGUCAGAUGUAACAAAACAUGACUUAGAGCUGUUGAUUGAUUUAUUCUUUCUGCCAUAUGAACAUGGUAAACAAGCAAAACAUCUUAUUGCUGAGUUUAAAUGGCUUCAAGCAAACGCACUUCCAAUCGAUACUUUGGACAAGAAGUCGAAGCUGGUUGAAGAUUGGGAGACGCGAGCUGCCAGUUACCACAAGCAUUGCCAAGCAGUGUCAGACAUGUUUUCACGCAUUUUGAAUGCACCUAAUAAGCUUCUUGUGCAAGAGCUCUAUCCUUACAUCUGGGACGUUAAAGAGGUUGCCAUGCUGUUGAGUGCUUUUAUAAAAUGGCUAGGAUCAAAAACUCGCAAAUGCAAAUCCGGAUCAAACUUAAUACCUGAAGACCCCGAACCCUGGAUGUUUAGAGGCGGCAUUGCGGAGGAGCUAGAACGCCUUCUUCCUGUUGACAUGAAACCUGAUCUUGCACCUGUACGACAUUCUCUUGUACCAUCACCCGAGGUGUACACAAUAAGACCGUAUCUGGACAGUGACAAGAACGAUGUGUAUAACGUUUGUCGACAGGCCUACGCGAUCGAAUUCGGGGACGAAAACGCGUUGGCAAAUCAACCUGACUUAGCAGGUGAUAGAUUCAUUGGUGCGUACUUACAACAUGCAAAAGGAACAUUCUUCGUUCUUGAAGAUGAGAAUGGACUGUGUGGGUAUUGCGGGGCAGCAUUAGACUGUAAAGAUUUCAACGAUAAGUCCCUUCAGUGGUUUGCAGAGGUUUCAAAAGAGUACCAACAACCUGAAUCCGGGUCUGGUUUUCAAAACCCUGAACAACGCCUCAUUGAAUUCCUACACAAUCCCUCACUCGUCUAUCCGAACGGUCUCUCCAAUUACCCGGCCUCGCUUGUUAUUGCUUUGUUACCGCGUGCCCAAGGCACCAGCAUUGGUAAGCGAAUUCUCACAUGCCUCGUUUCCGUUCUCAAAGCUCAUGACGUCAUCGGAGUACAUACAAUAGUACGCCCAAGCAGCGACCGUUGCCUAGCCCUUCUUGGUGCCGUCGGCUUUAGUAAAUUUGUUAUAAACGAAGAAAACACUGAUGGAGAAGUGAUACUAGUUAGAAACUUAAAAUCCAAGUAACAAGCCGCAAGGUAAUUGAAUUUAAAAGAUUUAAACUCUUUUUGUUGCUCGAGGAGAUCGCUGCGUCAGCCAUCUUUUGUUCAUUUCUUGGCCUUGUCUAAAGUAUUGUGAUUUAGAUCGCGACUUCUUAUUGAAAGAGAGUGAAAACG